UUGUAUUCAGUUCACUUGUGGUGGUGAAGAUAAAGUGGUGACAGCAGCGAGCAUCGCUUCAUUUUUCUCACUCAAACACGGAACACUGAUCAGCAGUAAACAUGAAAGAUGUUUUGGGAUAUCUCAAACAGCAGCAGAGCAGGAGCCCAACACCCGAGAUGGCGGCAGAGUGGCAUUCGCUCGAGGAUCUUUACAACAGAAAAUUGUGGCACCAGUUGACUCUGAAGUUGACCGUCUUUGUCCAGGACCCAUAUUUAGCCAAAGGGGACAGUCUUAUUCAGCUCUAUGAAAACUUCCUCAGUGACUUUGAACACAGAAUCAACCCGUUGUCCUUAGUAGAAAUCAUUCUUCAUGUUACCAGACAAAUGCCAGAUCCAAAUACAGCCAUCACCUUUCUUGAAAAAACAAAAGAGAAGGUGAAAGCCAGUGAAGAGGCCGUCAUCCUCUGCAAAACCUCCAUUGGCAGUCUUAAGCUCGACAUCAACGAUCUUCCGGCAACCAAGCAAUUAAUAGAGGAAGUAGAGGAGAUCCUGAACAAUCUGCCAGGUGUGACGUCAGUACACGGGCGCUUUUAUGAUCUGUCGAGCAAGUAUUACCGCAUCAUUGGGAACCAUGCCCUGUACUAUAGAGAUGCCCUGCGGUACUUGGGUUGUGUGGAGGCUAAAGACUUGCCAGAAGCAGAGCAACAGGAAAGAGCCUUUACACUGGGUUUGGCAGGCUUGCUUGGAGAGGGUGUGUACAACUUUGGAGAAUUGCUGAUGCACCCUGUCCUGGAGUCUCUGAGGAAGACAGACAAACAGUGGCUUAUAGACACGCUCUAUGCAUUUAAUGCAGGCAACGUGGAGAGAUUUCAAGCCCUGAAGACCGCCUGGGGCCAACAGCCUGAUCUUGCAGCUCAUGAGGCUAAACUAAUGCAGAAGAUCCAGUUACUUUGUGUAAUGGAGAUGACUUUCACAAGGCCGGCCAACCACAGGCAGCUGACCUUCCAGGAAAUCGCUGAUAGUGCCAAAAUUCAAGUGAACGAGGUGGAGCUGUUGGUGAUGAAAGCUCUCUCUGUGGGACUGAUCAAGGGAAGCAUCGACGAGGUGGACAAGAAAGUUCACAUGACCUGGGUCCAGCCCAGAGUAUUAGACUUGCAACAGAUUAAAGGCAUGAAAGAUCGGUUGGACACGUGGUGCGGAGAUGUUAAGAACAUGGCUAUGCUGGUGGAACAGCAGGCACAUGACGUCCUUACUUAAAAACAUUAACAAGAUUUGAUUCUCUGUGCGUCUCGGUUAUGUCUGUAUCUUCAUUAUGCUAUUAAAACAGCAGUUUGUUUAUA
This is a messenger RNA of Misgurnus anguillicaudatus (oriental weatherfish), 1321 nucleotides long. It is a transcript of the gene psmd13, whose product is annotated as proteasome 26S subunit, non-ATPase 13. Gene Ontology annotation, biological process: ubiquitin-dependent protein catabolic process. The record is from RefSeq and is a predicted model, not a curated record. Lineage: Eukaryota; Metazoa; Chordata; Actinopteri; Cypriniformes; Cobitidae. Gene Ontology annotation, molecular function: structural molecule activity. Gene Ontology annotation, cellular component: proteasome regulatory particle, lid subcomplex; nucleus; cytosol.